AUGGGUGAAAGGCGGCAUUUUGACAACCCUUUUCCGCCUUACAAUGAAGAGAUGACUCUUCUUGGGCCGGAUGGAAAGAUUGAGGAAUCAUUGAAGAAGAAGCUCACUGACAACGUCAACCAUUUGUUGUCAGUCAUGAAGGAAGGAAUAAAAACACAAGAUAGUAAUGACUUCUCUGUAUACACAGGCAUUUCUGGUAUUUCUUUGUUGUACCUACAUCUCUACAAGGCUGGACCCUUAAAGAAUGAUAGUCAACAACUUCUAGAAGCAGUGAAAUAUAUUAAGCGUCCUUUGCGACACUUAAAAAAGCACCGUGUGACCUUUUUGUGUGGAGAUGCAGGCCCUCUGGCUAUUGGUGCUGUACUCUACAGUAUGCUGGGAGAAACCUCUGACUCUGAAGAUUGUCUUCGAAGGUUGUACAAUUUACAGCAUAAAGUCAUGCAAGAUGAAUCUCUGCCCGACGAAUUACUUUAUGGCUGUGUUGGUUACUUAUUUGCUUUGCUCUUUAUUCAACAUUAUUUGGGAAAAGAUGCAGUUGACCAAAAUGUUAUCCUUCAGGUUUGCCAUAAGAUUCUAAAGUCUGGUCAGCAAACGGCUCACAGACAACACAGCAAAUGUCCUUUGAUGUAUGAGUGGCAUGAUAAGAAUUAUUUUGGAGCUGCUCAUGGUCUUUGUGGAAUAUUUUACAUUCUUAUGAAGGUUGAUGCGCCAUCACUGAAAUCCCAAAUUGAGGAACUGGUACGUCCUUCUAUUGAUUACAUGUUGAAUUUGCAGUUUCCUUCAGGCAAUUGUCCCUCUUCCUAUGGCAGCACAACAGACAAAUUGGUACAUUGGUGCCAUGGAGCACCUGGCUGGAUCCAUAUGUUUGCUUUGGCUUAUCAGAAAUUUCAACAAGAUAAAUAUCUGAAUGCUGCCAAACAAUGUGCAGAGGUAAUAUGGCAACGAGGUUUGCUGCAGAAAGGUUAUGGCAUCUGCCAUGGUACGGCAGGAAAUGCAUACGCUUUCCUUCUCAUGUUCAAGUUGACUGGAGAGAAAAGCUAUUUGUAUAAAGCCAUAAAGUUUGCAGAAUGGUGUUUUGAUUAUGGCAAACACAAUUGCCGAACUCCAGAUCGUCCUUUUUCACUGUUUGAAGGUAUGGCUGGUACAAUUUAUUUUAUGGCUGAUUUAAUGGAUCCUUCCAAUGCAAAAUUCCCAGCUUUUGACUUAUAA
Molecule: messenger RNA, 1209 nt
Organism: Acanthosepion pharaonis
Lineage: Eukaryota; Metazoa; Mollusca; Cephalopoda; Sepiida; Sepiidae
Source: the annotation of a GenBank genome assembly